Messenger RNA from Pangasianodon hypophthalmus (striped catfish), 3307 nucleotides. RefSeq names its product interferon-induced protein with tetratricopeptide repeats 1-like. The record is from RefSeq and is a predicted model, not a curated record. The coding region runs from base 1181 to 2761 and encodes 526 amino acids. Gene Ontology annotation, biological process: defense response to virus. NCBI's taxonomy places the organism in Eukaryota, Metazoa, Chordata, Actinopteri, Siluriformes, Pangasiidae. Gene Ontology annotation, molecular function: protein binding. The transcript is spliced from 2 exons. Gene Ontology annotation, cellular component: cytosol.
AAAAAAAAAAAAUUUGUGCAUUUGUAUUGAAUCCUCUGUGACACUAACAAAAAUACCCGCUACACAUGGAUAGGAAGUGACUGAAACAAAUACCAUACCAAAAAACCAUUUGUCUAUUAUAAGCUUCACAACCCUGCUAGAAAAUUCCUACCAGUUUGAUCAGCUCUACCUGUUUUUCAGAAGCUGGUAGCCAGUUUGACCAAGCUGGAUUUUUUAGCAGGGAAAUUCUGCACACCUGCUAAAAUGACGUACUGACAUCUGUCAUCACUGUGUAUUAGAUUGAACAGUGAUAUGAAGGAAUGUUCAGCAUUUUGAGUUCAGCUCAAUGGUAAAUGAUUAAUUAUUUGUUUUAUUUCAUCGAGAUGUGGGCUAAAGCCUUUUUUUCCCCCCACAAAUGCACCCACACACAUUAACUCAUACUCUUACACAACUCAAAAGGAUUUUCACUGUCAAAAACACUCCCAUGCACCCUUAAAGCUCUAAUGGAAAUGUGUGGGCUAUAGUUUUUCUCUUAUUGUUACAAACUACUACAGCUAGUGUUACACCUUGCUUUUGAAGUAAGAUGGAACAACAGCACUUCCUUCAGUUGACCUGAGUUAAUAUAAUAGAAGUUUCAAUGACUGCUAUUUAUAGUGCAUAGGUGGGGGGUCAAAUUUUUAUUCAAAAUUUGGCAGACGUAACACUAAAAUGUGCAUAGUUAUAGAUGUUGAGACAAGAUGCUUUGUUGUUGUUUAACCCUAAAAGUCCACAGUUAGUUAAAUCAAAAAUAAAUAAAUAAAUAAAUAAAAAAUGUGUGGUCGGUAUGUAAGUACAGUAGGUCUGUCCCAAAUGAUUAAAAUAUAAGCUUUAUUCAGCACAGAUUAGAUACAACAGUUUACUCUUCAGUUUGAGCUAAUAUGAGAAGGCUUAAAGGGUAAUGUGACAGCUGCACAUGGAGACAUGAGUGCACUCAAGGUGUGAUACAGGGAAAGUGAACAAGAACACAGUGUUAUGUUAAAACAAACUAGGGUUAAGGAAGGCAGCUUUUGCAUUUGCUUCUUCAGGCAAUAUAACACACUCAUUUUCUUAAUCUUAAUUUUCUACGUUUUAAACAUCAGUGACAGACUAAUAAUUGAGACUCAGUGACUUCACUGUUGAAAUCCAGGUGUUUAUUUUAUUAUUAUUAUUAUUUUUUUUGCUUAUGAUCAUAAGACAUCGAAACAAGUCAGGCAGCAUUUGUAAAAUACUUUCAGUUUUCAUUACUGGACCCAUGAGCGGAGAAUUAAAUAGCUAUAUCCCUGUCAGUAUAGUUUCUCUGUCUGUUUUCAAGUUGCUGUCUAUACUGAGAUUGACCGCAAUGAGUUUGGCUCAAGACACAUUUUUCAAAACCAGACUUCUUCAGCUGGAAUGCCAUUUUACCUGGGAUCUGAAUAAAAAUGAUGCAGAUCUCACUGAUCUUCUGAACAGGCUAGAAGAACAGCUUAACCUGGACAUCGGAAGGGAGGCAGGAGCUGCGCGCACACACAGCUGUAUGGGAUUUGUGAAAUUUCUACUAGGCUCCAAUACUGAGGCUCUCAGCAACUUUCAGAAAUCUGUAGAGCUCACUAAAUCUCAUGGAAAUGACUGUGACAAGCUGCUUGUUGUUGCCUAUGGAGGCCUUGCAUGGUUAUACUAUCAUAUGGGUAAUUUUGCAGAGUGUGAAAGCUACCUGAAUAAGCUGCGUGAGAUUAAAGAGAAACAUCCAUCUGUCCCGUACGCUGAGGUGCUUGGAGAGCAGGGAUGGACCUUCUUUAAAUUUUCUCGCAAAUAUUAUGAAAGGGCUAAAGAGUGCUUCAAGAAGGCCCUGGAGCUGGACCCAGAUGAGGGUGAAUGGGAUGCCGGCCUUGCAAUUCUCCUGUAUCGGACAGAAUAUACUCUCCAAGAUCGUGCAGCUUCAACUGCAGUUGAUCAACUUAGACGGGCCAUAGCCACUAACCCAGAUGAUGAUGUUCUUAAAGUUCUGCUUGCUCUGAGAUUGGCUACUUACAAGAAGUACAGUGAGGCAGAGAGCCUAGUGGAGCAAGCCUUAGAGAGGUCUCCAGAACACCCACAUGUGAUUCGAUAUGUUGGGAAGUUUUUCCGGGAUAGAGGAUCUGUGGACAGGUCCAUUGCCCUGCUGAAGAGAGCGUUAGAGAAAGUGUCCAACGCAGCCUUUAUACACCAUCAGCUGGGGCUCUGCUAUAAGAAAAAGAUCAUGAACCUGAGGCACGCAGGAAGCCACCACACAAGAGGUGCUGAAAUUAAGCGAGCUCGAGAGCAGUGCAUCUACCACUUGGAGAUGGCAACUGAACUGAAGACCGGCUUCAUUAUGGCUAUGAAUGAUCUCGCCCUUCAGUACGGGGCGAACCGGGAUGUGUCGAGAGCAGAAGAAAUGUUCCAGCAUACAUUUCAGACAGCUAAAGAAAAAAAUGACAGCUACCAGUCUGUUCACCUCUGUUAUGCAGAAUUUCAGCAGUACAGUUUGAGAUGUGAGCCUGCUGCCAUCAAACACUACACUGAAUGUCUGAAGAUAAAUCCAAAUACAUAUCAUGGGAAUAAAAGUGCUGAAAGUCUGAAGAGGAUUGCAAAGAGAAGAAUUGAGAACAACUCAGAGGAUGGAGAAGCCUUUGGAAUACUUGGAAUCAUUCAUAAGGAAAAAGGAGAAAAACAACAAGCCAUAGAGUGCUUUGAGAAAGCGCUGAGCUGUGUAGACAAUGAAGAUUACCUCAGUGAUCUUUGUGAACUUAGGCUUUCAUUGCAGUAAUUUUACCAAUAUGCAAUAUGAUACACAGCCAAUUAUUUGCAUAUUCAUGAGAUUCAAUGGUGAUUGUAUAGUAUCUCUAAUAAUAUAUGAACUGUAGAUUAAACAGUAAUAUUAAUCUUCCCACACUGAGUAACACAGAGCGCCCUACAAACAUGGCUGCCUACUACAACUCCCAGACCACAGAGCUGCCACCGAAGACUACAGCACACAACAACCAUCACAAACUCUCUCACAUUCACGUUCGCCUUCAUUCUGAUUGCGUACACCUGGACUCUUUUACACAAUCACAGCCACAGUAUAUAAGGACACUCAUUCCACCAGUUCAUUGUGAAGUAUAUGCUCAGUAUCAUGUACCUCUUGAUGCCAAGCCUUACGGUCUCUAGUUCUUUUGUUUAUGGUUAUGACUAUGUUACUGGUUCCUGGUUUUUGUCUCUUGCCCAAGUUGCUCUGUUUGCAUGUCAUGUUACUCCUGCCUGUUUCCUGACUCUGAAUCUGCUCUAUGUUUUGGAUUUGUUUGCCUGUACUAAAAUAAAGAAUCUUAACCUG